AUGAGAAAGAUAAGAGUAGAAGAUUGGAGUUUGGCUUUAGAAAUUGUUGUGAAAAUGGGGAUUCAGCUUUUGGAUUCUGAGAUGAGACUCGGUUUGGUUAAGAAUCUUCUUUCCGUUCUUCAGAAAGCAGCGAUAGAGCUGGUGGAGAAGGGAAUGGAGCAGUUUCUGCUAAGAGGUCUUGAUAAUCUCGAGAGGUUCUUGUCAAGAGACAAGAACUUGUACAUUUACAAUGAUCUUCAAUGCAACUUUGUGUACACCUUCAUGUACAAGAUCAGAGAACUCGGAGCACACAUCAAGGAAGCUGCGAAGAAGAUCCAUCGUUUGAUUAAGUCUAGCAAUAUGUGCUUGACAAUGUGGCUUGAAGGUGACGAGUUUGUGAUUCCUGUGAUGAAGAGUCUUCUCCCUGAUAUAUUCAAAAGGCUAAACCCAUCAAGAGAGUUGUUGGUGGAUAACAGUUGCUGGGUCUUGACGUUUGUGGGUGCGUUCUGUGCUAUUAUACACUUUGGUUGA
Messenger RNA from Microthlaspi erraticum, 510 nucleotides. Lineage: Eukaryota; Viridiplantae; Streptophyta; Magnoliopsida; Brassicales; Brassicaceae. The record is from the annotation of a GenBank genome assembly.